This is a messenger RNA of Penicillium pulvis, 526 nucleotides long. Its product is annotated as 60S ribosomal protein eL43. NCBI's taxonomy places the organism in Eukaryota, Fungi, Ascomycota, Eurotiomycetes, Eurotiales, Aspergillaceae. Gene Ontology annotation, cellular component: ribosome. Gene Ontology annotation, molecular function: structural constituent of ribosome. Bases 59 to 337 code for a protein of 92 amino acids. The transcript is spliced from 4 exons. The record is from RefSeq and is a predicted model, not a curated record. Gene Ontology annotation, biological process: translation.
AGCCUCUUCUCGAUCUGCUUUGAACCCAUCUUCAACCUACAGCCGCACUGCAGACAAGAUGACCAAGCGCACCAAGAAGGUCGGUAUCACCGGUAAAUAUGGUACCAGAUACGGUGCCUCCCUGCGUAAGCAGGUGAAGAAGAUGGAAGUCACCCAGCACGCCCGUUACAUCUGUACCUUCUGCGGAAAGAACACCGUGAAGCGCAAGGCUGUUGGUAUCUGGGAGUGCAAGGGCUGCAACAAGACCGUCGCCGGUGGUGCUUACACCGUCUCGACCCCCGCUGCCGCUGCCACCCGCUCCACCAUCCGCCGUCUCCGUGAGAUCGCUGAGGUUUAAAAAAUGGGACAUGAUUUUUUUCUUACUCUACGGUCACGUCUGAAUACCAAAAAUGAAAAACUUUGGAAUCUAAGGAUUUUGCAUUGCACUUGAUUCCCCGCGUAACGUCAUGAACGCCAUGAUUUCUCUACCCCUCGGGGCUUCGUUGGCUACAGCCGAUCGGAAUAGACAACCAACUCACCAAUACCC